Messenger RNA from Maniola jurtina (meadow brown), 3601 nucleotides. RefSeq names its product protein phosphatase PTC7 homolog. Bases 266 to 1180 code for a protein of 304 amino acids. The transcript has 5 exons. Lineage: Eukaryota; Metazoa; Arthropoda; Insecta; Lepidoptera; Nymphalidae. The record is from RefSeq and is a predicted model, not a curated record.
GGCAGCACUGGUGAUCAGUCACAAACUCAGAAAGUCACAAGACAAGAUUUCAUUUAUUUUGUAAUUUUGUGAGUGUUGUGUUGUGUGUGUGGUUACGUAUGUUCAGCAACCAAAAUUGUAGAAUAGCUGCCUAUGUUGUUGAUUGCGUUGUUUUUGUUUUAAUCAAUUUUGUUGUGUAAUCUCUCAUGGACCUCCAAAAUGGGCUCAUUAAUGGAAAUGCGUUUGUGAAUGGGGCCUGGUAUCAAAGUACACCACAAUUAAAUGAAUGAUGCAGUCUAUAUUCUGGACAGGCAGAGUGCUAUCACGUGCUAUAAGAAAUGGACUUUCAAGUUUUUCAAAUGCUGCUGAAUUAAACAUUUCGAAUAAGAAACAUCCGUAUUUAGUAUCAGUGGUUUGUGGAUUUCCUAAAGACAUUGCUAAUGGAAGAUCUCAUAAAGGACAGUUUGGAGACGACGCAUGGUUUUCCACAAAUUUUAACAAUGCAGAUGUCAUUGGAGUUGCUGAUGGAGUGGGAGGCUGGCGUGCUUACGGCAUUGAUCCUGGGGAAUUCUCAUCAUAUCUUAUGAGGACAUGUGAGAGGCUUGUCCGGAUGGGACACUUCAAAAUGUCCGAGCCAGGAGACCUCCUAGCGAAGUCCUACUAUGAACUACUAGAACAUAAAAAACCUAUUUUAGGUAGUAGCACAGCGUGCGUCAUGAUCCUCGACCGCAACGAGUCGAUAAUGCGCGCGGCCAACAUCGGCGACAGCGGCUUCAUGGUGGUGCGCGGCGGGCGCGUGGUGCACCGCUCCCACGAGCAGCAGCACUACUUCAACACGCCCUACCAGCUCAGCCUGCCGCCGCCCGGCCACGACAGGAACGUUCUUAGCGAUAGGCCAGAAUCGGCGGAGACGGCGGAGUUCGGCGUGGAGUGCGGCGACGUGAUCCUCGUGGCGACGGACGGCGUGUUCGACAACGUGCCCGAGCCCGUGCUGCUGGCCGAGAUGCGGCGCGCGCACGCCGCGCCGGGCGAGGCGGGGCUGCAGGCCGUGGCCAACUCCAUCGCGUGGAUGGCGCGCAACCUCUCCUUCGACGGCUGCUACAUGUCGCCCUUCGCCAAGAGCGCCAGGCAGAACGGCAUCGACGCCAUAGGAGGAAAACCAGACGACAUAACGGUGCUACUCGCAAUCGUAGCGCUAUGAAGAUGUCAUCAUGUGAUUUACUAGAUUAUAUUUUUAGGAACAGGUUUUUUCAAAAACCAUUCGCAUACACUAGCUUAAACAACGACACCAAAAAAUUUAAAUAUUGGUAUUUUUGAAUUUAGGCUUAAUUUCAAUCGUCAAUUUCUUUUAGCAAUACAAUUUUUCUACGAACUUGUACAACUUUGGUGAGAAUUAAUAAGAUCUUAUUCAAAAUGUCUUUCUGUCUGUGUUAGCAUUUAGGCCACUAGAUUACACAGAAUUAUUUUCAAUUUGUUUUGUAAAUGUUUUGUUUAAUAUAGGUUUGUUGUGGUUAAUAAAGUCAAUUAAUUGUAAUUUGUAUUUGCACUGUCGGAGCUAAAAUGAAAUGGUGUAAUAAAUAAUCCAUACUAAUAUCAUAAAUGUGAAAGUGUGUCUGUCUGCUAGCUUUUCACGGCCCAUCCGUUUAACCGAUUAAGAUGAAAUUUGGCACAGCGAUAGAUAGCUUGCAUUCCGAGGAUGGACAUGGCUACUUUGGUCGUGGAAAAUCAAAGAGUUCCCAAGAGAUUUUUAAAAACCAAAAACCACGCGAGCGAAACCGCGUGUGUCAUCUAGUUACAUAUGUAAAAAAGACGUAGAGCGUACGUAUCUAAAGCGAAGGCUUGAAACUACAUAGUACAAUUGGGUCACAUUUGUAGAGCGCUAUCUAUUCUACUCUCAUGCGUUUUUAUCUUCAAUCUCAUCUCAUCACCAAGCACGAAUUGUAUACCCCAUUUAAUAUGAACAUGUCUAUGGUAUGAAAUGCCAUUAGUAAAUUAUUGUAUCAAGGAAAUAAUUAAUAGUCUUUGUUAGGCUGUCUGUAUGGUUAAAAUCUGAAUGUUUCACGAAAUUUCCCGGUACACUUAAACUAGGUGCUACAACUGCACAAUAAAAAAAAUUGAUUUACCAUUGUUAAAAUAUAAGUAUGGACUGUUAUGGCUAUUCUCACGUAUUUAUUCGAUGUAAGCACGACUAGUUUCGACUCAUCCGGGGUUUUUUUUUCAUAGGGACUCAGUUUGCUGCGCGUCGCGGUUGAGACAGGCUGAGAUCUAUAGAAGGUACACUGUUAAAACGAGACAGCGUUAUACCGCUGGCAUUAAUCUGUCAUAUUUUACUUGGAACUUAAAUCUAAGCCAAGUCAAAGUGCACUCUAUAGAUUUCAACCUAAGUGUAUCUAUACUUAAGUUGUUAAAAUAUCCCUUAGUCUCUAGUUAAUCAUUUGUUAUACAUCUAGAGACCGGGUACAAAGUCCAAAGGUAAGGGAUAAAUGCAAUUGAUACAUAUACUUGUUACAUUAAUAGAGACACGUCAGAGUGGUACUGCAUACAAUUAUAACAGUAAUAAUAUCAGUUCACCAGUUUAAUGAAAAUAACUGGUCAAGUGAGUGUCACAAAAUACAUAACGUAGGGUUCCGUAGUCGCUAGUUGCUAAAAAUUAUGACAGUCAUUAUAUUUUAAAGGAGAGUUUUUCCAAAAACUUCAUAUUAUGUAAAUGAUUUUAAAAUACCUAUUUAACGAUAUCACUUAAGUGGGUAAACCAAUUUCGGCUACCUUCUAUUCUUCUAUUUUUUUUUAUAUUUUAUUAUCUUCGGCUAUUUCGGCUUUCGGGUUAAUGUUCAGAAGGUUACCUAACAUGAAUGGUUUUUUAAGUUUAAUAUAACGACGAGAAGUAUCCUAUAAGGUUUUGAUUCCCUUGACGGGUCUUGGCAGACACAACACUGAGGUGAUCCUAUAGGGUUCCUUUUUCUCUAAAGAUACGGAACCCUAAAAAAGUAUAACUUAACGAAAUAUUUAUACCUACUCUUUUGACCACAGAAGCUCUGUUGCUUCUAAGGGCCGCGAUGGACAUGGUAGGUACAGUGCGCAAAACAAGUACAGUCCAAUCUGAAGUUUGCAUAGGUCAUAGACUAAAGAUUAAAUACACAAGCCCCGCUCAGAUCUGCUUUUAUACAAUGCGCAGUCAUGUGCCUCGUGUUCGGAUUGAACUACUUGUUUUGCGCGUACUAUAAUAUAUACCCUCACGCAGUCUAUCCACGUCUUAAGUAUAUAUGUGACUGGUUUUUACUAAUGAUAUAGAUCAUCUACGACUUACCAGGCUGCAUGGUCUACGACCUUUGCCUUUCCUGAAGGGGAUAAAAAUUAAAACUAAAUAACUAAUGAUAUAGAGAUUGUUGGUUUGUUGUUGUGGAAUUGUAUUAAUGCAAGGACAAAGGCGCGGAUAUCUAUUUGUUGUUGUAAUAAAUGUGUAAUUCGAUGUUUGAAUGAAGACUGAUUUUUUAUUUAAAGGUUGAAGAUGAUUGAAUCGAGAUUUUACUAAGCCAUGUUCAAAUUGUAGCUAACAGUUCUGUGUAAGUAGUAUUCUUUUUUUAUUUGUUUUUCUACUUUUUCGAUAUCAAUUAAGUGUUUU